Lingula anatina is the source of this 1416-nucleotide messenger RNA. Its product is annotated as zinc finger protein OZF-like. The record is from RefSeq and is a predicted model, not a curated record. Lineage: Eukaryota; Metazoa; Brachiopoda; Lingulata; Lingulida; Lingulidae.
AUGAAAAAGGCUAAUAUGCUGCCAAGACUUAAGAGAUUUAAAUCGUCCAGCGAAUUUGCUUUGCAGUGGUCGCGCAAUUUGCAGGUUGAGGUCAGCCAGCCAAAGCAAUGUUCAAAGAAGGCGCCAAUGCUACAGGAGGAGUUCAUUGCAAAGUAUUGUGAAAAGACUUUUACUGACAAAACUACAUGUAUACGGCAUGAAAGAACCCAUACUGGAGAAAAACCAUUCAAAUGUAGGUAUUGUAAAAGAGGUUUUAGUGUCAAAAGUAGAUGUACGCGACAUGAAUUGAUCCACACUGGAGAAAAAUCAUUCAAAUGCAAAUAUUGUGAAAAGUGUUUUAUUGACCAGAAGAAGUGUAUUCACCAUGAAAGGACCCACACUGGAGAAGCAUUCAAAUGCCACUAUUGUGACAAAAGUUUUAGUGAGAAAUAUGACCGUAUACGACAUGAAAGGAUUCACACUGGAGAAAGACCAUUCAAAUGUCAGUAUUGUGAAAUGAGUUUUUGUGAGAAAUAUAACUGUAAACGCCAUGAAAUGAAACACACAGGAGAAAAACCAUUCAAAUGUCAGUAUUGUGAAAAGAGUUUUUUAGACAAAAAAAAGUGUAUUCAACAUGAAAGGACCCAGACUGGAGAAAAACCAUUCAAAUGCCAGUAUUGUGAAAAGAGUUUUAUUAAGAAAUGUAAAUGUAAACAACAUGAAAUGACCCACACUGGAGAAAAUCUGUUCAGAUGUCAGUAUUGUGUAAAGAGUUUUACUAACAAAAGUACAUGUAUAAAGCAUGAAAGAACUCACACUGGAGAAAAACCAUUCAGAUGCCAGUAUUGUGAAAAGAGUUUUAAGGAGAAAUAUAGCUGUAAACGGCAUGAAAAGAUUCAUACUGGAGAAAAACCAUUCAAAUGUCAGUAUUGUGAAAAGAGUUUUGGUGACCAAAGUACAUGUACACGACAUGAAAUAAUCCACAUUGGAGAAAAACCAUUCAAGUGCCAGUAUUAUGAAAACAGUUUUGAUGAUAAAAGUAACUGUGUACAACAUGAAAUGAGGAUUCACACUGGUUGUUCUCAACAGUCUUUCAAGAAGGAAUGUCAAAACGAGGAUGCAUCACAUGGAGCUAAGGUUUCUCCUCAGUCUAUCAAAGUAGAAUUUCAAGAUGAAUAUACGGCUCCAGGGACAAAGGAACAAAGGGAGUUCUAUUCUGUAGCUAUAGUAAAAAAGGAAUUUAAUGAAAACAUUGCCCAAAAAAAGAGACCAGAAAUAUAUCCUGUGGCAAUGUUUAGAAAUGUAUUUGCGGAUGCAGAUGUAUAAUGUCAAUUAAUACUUGAAUUUAAUGUGCAUGACAAACAUUCGGGUGCAACUAAUAAUAUCAAGUGAAAAAAUAAAUUAUUUUAUGACUGAAUGUCAAAAGAAAAAAAAAAU